Messenger RNA from Limulus polyphemus (Atlantic horseshoe crab), 8101 nucleotides. RefSeq lists its product as uncharacterized. Gene Ontology annotation, biological process: presynaptic active zone assembly; protein localization to synapse. Gene Ontology annotation, molecular function: protein binding; structural constituent of presynaptic active zone. The record is from RefSeq and is a predicted model, not a curated record. The transcript has 20 exons. Bases 775 to 6594 code for a protein of 1939 amino acids. NCBI's taxonomy places the organism in Eukaryota, Metazoa, Arthropoda, Merostomata, Xiphosura, Limulidae. Gene Ontology annotation, cellular component: GABA-ergic synapse; axon; glutamatergic synapse.
CAGAGUUUUGCAGUGAAGCAUGCUUGUCAAGCGCAGCGUGCGUGCGUACAUGCUGUAUAGCAUACUGUUUGAAAAUUAAUGUUGUACAUUAUUCUACUCUGGGGAUCACGGAGACGCGUUUUUCUAUUAUUUCAUUACGGUCUUUUUCCGUAUUGUUUCUACGCUUGUAAGGAGAUUCCUGAGCUUGUGGGACCGAGCAGUCGAAAUUUCGUUAGUGAUAGACUCAAACGAUUUCCUAAUGAAAAUAAAUCCAAUUUUUUUAAGUGUUAAGGCUUCGAACACCAUUCGCUGCUUGCAUGGUGUAUAAUGGUUGAAUCUAUUAAGCCUAACUCUAUUAUGGUUAACUUCAGUUUAUUCUGUUCGCAACAGCACUCGGUUUUGAACGAAAUAUUUUAUAUUUUCAUUGCUUCACGAGGUAGUUUCACAGAUUUUGGUAAUUUAUUCUGUGGUGAAGGGUGUUUCUACUUAUCGUUCUCCAUUAGAGGAGACUUUUUAAACCUCUCAUUAUGCCUCUAGUGCGAAUCAUAGACAAACGGUCUUAAGUAAUAACGAACACAGUAUGCCUUAUGUUGUUGUUUCGUGACAUGAUUCUCUGUUUUGACAAUAUGGGUCUGUCAGUUCGUUAGAGUAGAAGUUAUAUACAGUGAAUUGUUAAGUUUGAGUAGUUAGUAGUUGUGAACUGAUUCUUGUUAACUACUUAGUUUGUUAAAUAAAUAACAUAGCUCACGUUUAAGUCGAUAGGAAGCGUUUAAUUAAAGCCAUUCUCCGAACAUUAUGGGCAACGAAACUAGUCAGGAGCAAGGUGGAGAACCGACAGCCCGAGAACCAAGUGGACAAGCUUUUCCAGGACGAUCACAAGAACAGACGCAAAGUGGAUUGGGGUUUAGUUCAGUAGGGGGGCUUUCAGCCUCCCAACAAUCUCAAGCCCAAGAGAGCAAAUUUAGAACUUUAGGAAGUACUCCGGACCAAGGAAAGAUGACACCUACGUUGCCUGUACAAGUGCCGGCAGCACCACAACUUGAUCUUAGUGAUCUCUCCGAGGAGGAAAAGUCCAAAAUUUUAUCCGUUAUGGCAAAGGCAGAGCAUAUGGACAAAGAUCUAGAAAUACAUAGACAAAAAGUUCAGCACACUCGACAAGAGCACAAUCUAGGGACUACCUCAACGCCACCUACUGGUCUACCUCAGCAUCAACAGCUUUGCCCCCAGUGUCACGUGACGGUUUUAACAGCUGAAACCACAUCACAGUGUGCGGACUGCAAGAUAGCAGUCUGUCGGAAAUGUGGGACGUCUCUGGCGGAAGGAGAGGGAAGGGCUGUGUGGGUCUGUGUUGAGUGUAUACGUCGUAGAUCACAGAUGUCUACCAGCCAACCCCGAAGACAACCAGACCGAGAAAUCGCUUAUCAGAAUCAAUAUUUAGCGCCACCUGGUAGUAGAAAGCAACAGCAGGGAUACAAAGAAGAAGCUUCUGGAGAAGAUUUGCAAAAUCAAGAUGGAAGGCGUCUACACUCCAAAUCUCGAACGAGUCGGAUAGGUCAAGCACAACAGGCAGAUUCCAAAAGGGGAGAACACUCUGGAGAGAGUAGAAUGCAAAGAAACGAUUCCCAUAUUAGCGUAUCGCAAGAUGCACAGAACUACCGCACAAUAAAAAAACAAUUUUCUCAUGACGCUGUGGACCAACCUCCACUACCUUGGGCUCCUGUUUCUGUGACAACACAUUCAUCUGAUCAGCAAAAAUCAUAUCAACCACCCUUACCCUGGGCUCCUAUUACCACAGCACCAUCUCAUCAAAUGAGGCUUCAACAAACAUUUGAGUCUUCCCACAAAGGUAGUCCUUUGCAACAUUCAAGCUCAGCUGACGUUGAGCCUAUGCUUUAUUCUAAUACUCAGUACAGUAUUUCAAACAGAAGUCAUGUAACUACUAGUGAAGGUGCUAGUGGACAGUCUUCUUUUUUCUCCUCAGAAAAGAUGGCUUCUUAUUCUUCUAUGACUCAGGAUAUUCCUCAGCAGCAGCAGAAACAGCAACAAGCACUCUCAUACCAAUCACCGAAAUCAAGCAUCAAUGAAUUACAAAAUCAGAAGAAACAGAAACAACGGUCUGAUAGUCAGGAAUGGUCCCCAAUGAUGGACCUUUCUCCUAUUGUUGAUGUCUCACCUUCUCUGGAAGCAGCAGAACAGGAAUUAAUGGAAAAAUACCAAGAUUAUAUUCCUCCGAUGUCUAUGCCAAGAGUAACCAGUGGCACUAUUCCCGAAAUGCUAGAAAAUUUUCAAAGGUCUGUACAGCAAACGCCUGAAGACCCUCAGCUCAAGAUGCAGCAUUUCUCAUCCUUAGAUGCACGCCAUUUAUCUGCAACUUCCACAGAAGUAGCCAAAGCUGGUAAGGUCAUUCCUAUGACGAUAGUUAAUCAGCCUUCUCGGACGACUGAAAGAACUCGGCCAAUGCCCAAAGAACAAGUAGCCCCUUUCUCUACGGUACAGAUAGCGUCUACUUCUCAAUCUCAAAGUUCAAAAGCUAGUAGCAUCCGUAGAGUCCACAGGAGGUUGCCUCAGCCCACUUUAGAGCAAAUGCAAGAAGCUAUAGCACUGGCAGCUCAAACCCCAAAGUUCAAAUUAUCCCAUAAUCGUGGUCAAACAGGGUCUCCACAAACUCCGAAGGGUUUAGUCAGUAGUGCAGAAGGGAAAAAUGUAUCAAGACAAAAAUUAAUGGAUAAAAGUCCAGUUGUUCAACAGCAGCACCAGUCUUUUGCACAUUCAGAAAUAGAACAAAGAGGUGAAAUGAUGAAAAGGACAGCAGCCGAUUCGGAUAAAAGUGUUCUUCGUUCUCAGACCUCUGGUUUGAACGUUUCCACAGCAUCGGCUUUUGGUCUACAAUCUUAUGGUGAAACACACAGCCUAACUUUGCCCUCUACAACCACUUACCAAUCUACAAGUCUACCGUAUGAUAGUGGCCUUCAAGCUAUGUCUUCAACAUUAGGAAUGAUGUACGGCAGUAGUCAACCAUUAUUGAUGGCUUCGUCCCAGAUAUACCCAUUGGGACCGGAGAGAGAUAUUUUAAAUACUAGAGGACUAGAAACAACAAGCCUUAGCUACAGCAGAUCGUCUUCUGUUCCUGACUCUGUCAGCAAGAUCGGGGUACACAGUCUCGGAACAAGAGAUAAGACAGGAGAUUCGUCUGACGCACAGAGUGAUACGGGAAGCACGAUGUCGGCCAAACUUCGACACACCUUUCCAUACAUGUCUUCAAGCCAGGAAAUACCUUCCGCGGCAGUCGUUCCCCACCGAAAAGAUCGGAAACGAAAUUUAUCUGUUGGAAGUAACCCAAUUGUUAUUGAAGAGAGAACUCAAUAUAGGCCUUUUCCUCAACGAGCGUCUUCUUUAGAAGAACGUGGUCCUAUUUCGGUGGGUUCUAAUGUUGUAGGUGCCAAUUCCCUUUCUUACGUUCCAAUCUAUUCUUCUACAGAAGCGUAUUUAGGUCGUCGGGCUGACUCCUUAUCCGAGUAUUAUAUGCCUAAAACAGACUACUAUUCACGAUCAGCACCAGGAGAACCAAGUCGCACAAUAGCAAGCGAUUUUUUGCCUCGAACAAUGAGGCAACCUUCAGAGCUCGGUGUGGCCCGAGAAACUCUCCCCUCCUACAUGUAUAGUUUGAAGCAACGACUCUGGGAUGAAAUUAAAACGGUAACAGACGAAAGAAGACGACUCGCUGAUUUACGCCAUAAAAGUGAAACUGAUAUUACCUCUCUGUUGCCUCCUACCGAUUACUUGAAUGAACCGAAUAGAAAAGCUCUGUACAGUGAAGGAAAACGGAUAAGAAUUCGUUCCGGACCUGUUAGAACCAUUUCAACAUCUGCGCAGACGUCUCCCCAAGACACAGACAGAGAGUUCUUUUAUAUCCACCCUUCUGCACAUACCAUGGAAAAAAGAAAUAUCCACUUUGCCAAAGGUUACAGGGAUUUCUCUGACGACUUGACACGCUAUGUGUUGGUUCCUUCAAAAACAUUCGAGUCUUCCCAUGAGAAGAAGUUGUCGGAUGAUUUACCUAGGCCAUCAUUGUAUCCAGAAACAUUCAGAGGUUUAGCUCGUCAAACAGGUUUCCAUGCGCAAGAUAAUCCUCGAGACAUCCUUGCACUUCGACUCAGGGAAACCGCCAUAUCUGAUAACAUUAGAGACCAAACAGCUUUAUUAAACCGUUAUAAACGAGGGCGAACAAGACAUCCAAGGUACAGCGGGGACUCCUUUUCGGAUACAGGGGCAGGAUGGAAUUCUCCUGAAAUGAGUAGAGGUUAUUCCUACUUUUAUGAAAGCAGAAAGAAGCGACAAGACCCCCAGAUCCGAAAACCAAGGUCUUGGCAUCCAUCUCCUUACGGCUCAGAUGAUGAAGAGGAUAUAUUGACAAGGGACGAGAUUAGUAGAAUCAAAGGAGAGCCAGUUGGAAGUCUUCCCUACGCAGAAGAUACAGACAGACUUCGAAAGGAGCUUAGAAAGCUAGCAAGGAAACGAGAAACUUACGAGAGAACGAGUUGUAAUGCUUCUUAUCCUGGAGAAAGAAUGAUGCCAUCUCGACGACGGGUACGAGAUGCACGAAAUAAUUUAGGAUACUUAUAUUCCCACAACUCUGACAUGUAUCAUACAGGACCAACUUGGACUAAACAUGAUACGGGAAGUAGCAAGAUAACUAGAUCAGGCGAUUAUUUCAAUGCCACAGUCCCUGCUAGCUAUUCAAACCCAUCCCUAUCCAGAUAUGGGUAUGUUCGACAACCUGACGUACUUUAUUACGGUAGCGAACCAACAAGCCCAUUGGCCCGUUUUCAAGAAAGUACAGUCGAAGAUAAAAGUAUGUCUAGAGGAUUAUUAACUAUCCCAACAACUACUGCUACUCCUUACAAAACUCGGCGCCAGAACCGAUUACAAAUAGAGUCCAUCUUGGACUUCUCUCCUGCAACAACAGACUCUGAGACGCCACCAGAUCACUCGGAAAAUACGUCGGCUCCUCCUGGCAUUGACUAUUGUUCUCAAAAUCUCUUGGAAGAUUUCAACAGCACCAACAUUGUUGCUCGUCGCUCUCACCAAUCCCAAAGAAACAUUAGCAAUUCUGACCGGUCUAGAGGUCGUCCGAGAGAUGGAACAGCUAGAGAAGAAGAAUAUAGGGAGGAGAAAGUCCAAGAGAAGAAACCACACAAAUGGGGGUGUACAUACAGCUUUCCAGUAAAGAGAAUUCUUCUAACACGGGAUCCGAAGGAUCGGUUUGUAAAGGGCAAUGGAUUUGGCUUAGAAAUUGUUGGUGGCAAAGAGCUUUCAAACAAUAGUAAUUUAACAGGAGCAUAUAUUGCUAAAAUCUACCCUGGAGUAAUGGCUAGUAUACUAAAUGAAGUUGCUGUUGGUGAUCAGGUUAUAGAGUGGAAUGGAAUAAAUUUAAACGGAAAAACGUAUGAAGAGGUAAAAAGAAUUGUUGCAUCUUCUGGAGAUGAAGUAGAAAUGAUUAUUAGAAGUGAUUUAAAUGUCCUCAAACAGCAGGAAGUGAGUCACGUGCAGCGACACUCAUCCAGUGAUGGACUUGGACGAUACGAUGAUCCUUGUACAGGUCACAACCCACGUGACUAUGGCAGUACAGGACAGGAUUAUGGAAGGCUCUCCCUAGAACAGGACUAUUUCAGAGGGAACAACGGUUCACGAAGUGGCUGGAAACACAAUAACGCCGAAAACCCAACCUCAUCCCAUCUCCCCAACCCACAAAUCAAUGGGUUUGAUCGCUUAACUUCUUCUGUAAUUGAACCUAACGCAGAAAAUCAAGUGGACUUUGCUGACGUCGACACUGAAGAUAUUCCAUUGCUUACACAUCACCAAUCAGAAGCGACCAAUCAAAGUUGUCAUUCAGUGUUACCUCUUUCUACAUCAUCCUACCAGGGGCCUCCCGCUGCUGUUCCUGUCUCACGAGCCUUCAAUCAGAACUGUUCGAAAAUGAGUCCAACAGAUGAUGAACAGUACAAGCUCCAAGCACAACAUAUAACCGGAGAAAUCAAGAUUCAAGUAUGUUUUGACUCAAAGGCAGCGAUACUCUACGUGACUGUUGUUAAAGCACGAAAUCUUGGAACAUCAAGGGACAAUAGUGGAUUUCCCGAUCCUUUUGUCAAGUGUUAUCUGUUGCCAGGUCGAUGUAUCGAGAACCAGAGACGAACAAGGUAUUUUUCUCGGUGCAGUAAUCCAGAGUGGAAUCAAACAAUGGUCUAUCCUAACGUUACCAUGGGCAUGCUUCAGGAAAAGUUUCUGGAAAUUAGCGUGUGGAACUAUGAUAUACAUAAACCUAGCGAAUUUCUUGGAGAAAUCAUCCUGAACCUUGCAAAUGAAUGUAUAAUUGAUGAACAGGCUCGCUGGUAUAAGCUUCAAAAACAUGACAAAAGUCGUUAUCCACGUGACCCAUCGGGGAAAACAAGAGGUAGCCAUGAAGGUGACAGAGAAGACCACAAGAUGGCGCGCCUGAAUCAUGCAAACGGGGAUAUUAAGUUUCAUUUCGAGCAUGAAAAAAAGUUCAACAAACAUUAUCAUCGGAAAUCAGAUCGUACAAAGGGUAUGAAAAAAUCUAAACUUAUCUGUAUGUGAUGUGGAUUGGCUUGCACAAUGUAAUCGGACGAUGUUGCUUGGUCCAAUCUUCUAUGUUUGUAAUGCUCAAGUCAUCAAUACAUGAGUGCGCAUGCUCACUUGUGGGGUGUUCCUUACAUCAGCAUUACCUGACUGCGCAUGCUUUCUUCCGGGUUGUUACUUACGCCAGCAUUACAUGACUGCACAUGCUCACUUCUGGUUUGUUCCUUACAUCAAUAUUACACGAAUGUGAAUGCUUACCUCUCUAUUGUUCUUUAUUAUUUGUCUCUAAAAGUAUCAUCAGUCAAUAUAAUAUCAUGUCAAAGAAAAGAAAGAUAAAAACUUCAAAUUUAAUGGUUGCAGAUAUUAGAGUUAUUUCGGCAUUAAUUAAUUUUUUGUAACAUUAUGCCAAUUAGCUCACCAUGAUUUACUUCAAAAAAUGAUCAAAUCUUAAUACCAUGAAAUAUUAAAAAUAUGAACGAUUCAAAUAAAUUAUAUUACUUUCGAACUUACUUUCAUAGAUGUGGUGACCAACAUCAUUAACAACUUGAAAGGUACAAUAAUGUAAAAUAUUUCAUGUUUAGAAUAUUGGAUUCAAGGGGUAUACAAAUGAUAUUUUUGACUAUAUUGCAUAGUAAAUAAAUAUGUAUUGAAGUUUAUUUAUCAUCUAGGCACAAAACAAAAGCACAAAUAAAAGUACAUACUGAGAGUGUCCUUUUUUGUUUGCCUUUUUAAAUGAAAAAUGUUUUGCACAUGUUUGAUAUAUGCACAAUAGGUCUGUGGUGUUGUUUUCGUUGUAUUUGCAUCUUUGUCAGCAGUAAGUUUUUGUUUAGUAUUGGUUUCAAAAUGUUAAAAAAUAAUGUUCUGUCCGUCUUGCAUAUUUGAAUUUCAAGCUUAUUUUGGGUGAUUGUUUAAUAAUAGUAUUCUUAAAUUUCCUUAUUAUUAUUAAUGUGUUUCACACGUUGUUGUCUAAUGAUGUUGGAUAAGCACGUUCAGUUUAGCCUGGUUGUUGUUAACAGUUAUAUAAGCUUAUAUUUCCAUUUCGUCCUCGUCUCUAAAGCUCCAUAUUAUAAAAGUACGGAGAAGUUCUUGGCUGUCAUAGCUGAGCGAAUGUAUGUACACACGUUUUACACAACAAGUAGUACUGUAGCAGACCUUAUUUAUCCUAUCACUAGACGUUUCUUUAAGCACGUUUUAAAAAACAAGUAACACUGUAGCAGACUUUAUUUAUUCUUUUACUAGACGUUUCUGUAAACACGUUUUACACAACAAUAAUACUGAAGCAAACCUUAUUUGUCCUAUUAGUAAACGGUUCUGUAAACACGUUUUACACUAAAAGUUGUACUGUAGCAGACGGUGUUGAUCCUAUUACUAGACGUUUAUUUAAGCACGUUUUAAAAAACAAGUAACACUGUAGCAGACGUUAUAUAUCUAUUACUGAACAUUUCAGUAAGUACGUUUUACACAAUCAGUAACACUGAAGCAGACCUUAUUUGUCCUAUUACUAAACGUUUCUGUAAGCACGUUU